AUGAUUUCCAAUUCUUUCCGUCAAGCUUCUAAGAACGUGUACAAGAUGUCCCAGAGAACUCUCAUUACUCCUGUGAAAACUGCCAAUGCUCCACCACCAGCUGCCUCUUACUCGCAGGCUAUCAAGGUUAACGGUUUCAUCUACGUGUCUGGCCAGAUUCCUUACACCCCAGAGAACAAGCCAUUGAGCGAGAACCCAACUAUUGCCGAACAGGCCGAGCAGGUUAUCCAGAACGUCUCCAACAUUUUGGAGGCCUCCAACUCGUCUUUGAACCAUAUUGUUAAGGCCAACAUCUUCUUGACUGACAUGAAGACUCAAUUUGGUGAGUUCAACGGAGUUUACGCCAAGUACUUUUCCGACCACAAGCCUGCCAGAUCUUGUGUUGCUGUCAAGGAGUUGCCAUUGGGCGUUGACUUGGAGAUGGAGGUUGUUGCUGUUGAGAAGGACGACCAGAAGUUGUAG
Molecule: messenger RNA, 462 nt
Organism: Sungouiella intermedia
Lineage: Eukaryota; Fungi; Ascomycota; Pichiomycetes; Serinales; Metschnikowiaceae
Source: the annotation of a GenBank genome assembly